This is a messenger RNA of Carassius gibelio (silver crucian carp), 2401 nucleotides long. It is a transcript of the gene tmem47, whose product is annotated as transmembrane protein 47. Bases 215 to 769 code for a protein of 184 amino acids. Gene Ontology annotation, cellular component: cell-cell junction. The record is from RefSeq and is a predicted model, not a curated record. Gene Ontology annotation, biological process: cell-cell adhesion. Lineage: Eukaryota; Metazoa; Chordata; Actinopteri; Cypriniformes; Cyprinidae. The transcript is spliced from 3 exons.
AGCAGAGAUUUUUUUUAAUAAUGUGCAGUGCAGUCGCGUUCUCAGGAGCGCGAGGGCUGCUGCUACAGCGUCCCUCUCGCGCAGCUGCUCCGCAUUCUUCAAAACACUGAUCGCGAAUACGGAUCCAAAAACAUUGUCUGGGAUCACAGUUCGAGGUUUUCUCCGCGACGCAACGCAACAUCUCUCCUCCUCAUCACCAGCGCAUCCAGCCGACAUGGCCUCAUCCGUGAGCGGAGCGGAGGAAGUGCGCGUGUCGGCGUUGACGCCCCUGAAGUUGGUGGGUCUGGUGUGUAUUUUCCUCGCGCUGUGCCUGGAUGUUGGGGCCGUUCUGAGUCCGGCGUGGGUCACCGCGGAUGACCAGUACCACCUGUCCCUAUGGGAGUCGUGCAGGAAGCACGCUGCCUCCGUGGACUGGCUGUGCGACAGCACUCUGGGGCAGAAAGGGACCGACUGGCAGAUCGCCACAUUGGCUUUGUUGUUGGGUGGAGCGUUCCUUAUCCUCCUUUCCUUCCUGGUGGCACUGGUGUCUGUCUGCAUUCGCUCCAGGAGACACUUCUACCGACCGGUCGCUGUUAUGCUCUUUGCCGCAGUGGUCCUGCAGGCCUGCUGUUUGGUGCUAUAUCCCAUCAAGUUCAUCGAGACCAUCAGUUUGAGAAUAUACCACGAGUUUAACUGGGGCUACGGUCUGGCCUGGGGGGCCACCAUCUUCUCCUUUGGAGGAGCGAUUCUCUACUGCCUAAACCCCAAGAACUACGAAGAUUACUACUAAACAUGCUACAACACCCACAAUGCACUUCAAUGUCCUCUUCACUGUUGUGAUAGCAGCUCAUGCACUGAACAUUCGUUCGGAACUGUCCCUUGACUUUGCAAACACACACAAAGACCCUUAAAAUGCAGGGCAAUGCCGAGCUGUUAGAUGCAUAGAUUUUAAUUAUUUUUCCCUCAGAUUACUCUAUCACGCAAUUAAACCCCACCAUCAAACUCUAGUUCUUUUUCUGCCUGUCAUCUCUCUCUCUUCUCAUGUCAGUCUAACACCUCUGAUCUUUUUCUGACUACCAGAUGAGCAUGUGUGUUCACAGGAAUACUGCCAGUCUGAGAUGUAAUCAGUGGGGAAACCUCCAUCUGUGGUGGGAUCUGAAACAAUGCAGACAGAAAUCUACAAUUCUGACAGAAUAAAACUGUCAUGAUAGACAUGUUUUGAGGCCAGAAAGAUACAAGAUAGAGGGUUUAAAGACCAAAUGAAACCCAAAUACACCCAAAAACAAAGUUAAAAAAGCUUGAAAAGAGAAACAGUGUUACUGGUACAGUAAAGUACUAAUCAGCCAAACUAAAGACUGUAAAACUGUUAACUGAUCAAAAAGAUCUUAUGCUUAAGGGGUUGUCAUGUUGACAUGAUUUUGCAGGCAAAAAAAGGUCCAUGUAAAUCGCUUUAAGUCGAGUUCAAACCAAGAAGCUUUGUGUUACUCAGCGUGAGGAAUUUGCGCGACCGACUUAAAUACGAGCUAAAUCUGCCAUAUGUAGAACUCACGACUGCACGGAUUCCUAUUGGAAUUAAUGGAUUUCGCCACAAAAUUUCACUGAUCAAAAUUAAAUAUUUUUAAUGGUAAAAAAAAAAAAAAAAGGUCCAUAGUCUACUGUCAAUAAUGUAGUUAUUUAUGAAGCACGACUCAAAUAAAUUUUCAACCAAGCAACGUUCUGUUGGCCAAUGUGGCGAAUUCAUAUGACCAAUUUGAAAAAGUUGCUAAAUAUUUCACUCCCGUGUGAAAUUCUCCAUUGAUUUGGAUUUCUACUGAAAUUAUCAUUUUUAAUUCGAAAACAUUGUGUUGGUCAAUGUGGCGAAAUCACAACUAAUUUGGACCCAUUGUAAAAAUCCACACUCCCGUGAAAUUUCCCUUUGCGUGGAUUUGCGAGGAAAAUUUGCCGAACAGUAAAUAAGACCACACAUCCCAGCAUAAUUGCUCUCAUAAAAUGCUAAGAAAAACUGAUGCUACUUUAAGCACAGAUCAUGUACAUAGCACAUGAAUUGUCACCAUACAGUUAAUUUGUGCACAUCUGGAAACAUAUGCAUAUUCAGUUUAAAAGGGAUUUGGUAGAAGAUACUUUGCAUUGUAGAAAACCUAGGUCUUGUGUUGUAAUCAAGCCUUGCAUAUAGACUAGUAUCUGAAGAGUGAUUAUUAGUCUUUUGCAUAAGUAUCCACACAGGUGGUUAAAGGCAGACUGUAGGGUUGUUGUUUUUUAGCACUGUCAGUCUGUUGUGUGCAUGUUGGUGUGUCUGAAUGAGGGCGCAUGUAUCGUUUGAGUGAUUGCGUGCUUUCUGUUGGGAUUUUUCUGUCCCGAAUACAGUUGUGACAUAUUGUACUAAUUUAUAUACUAACCAAAUAAACAUAUAAAAAACUAACAA